Molecule: messenger RNA, 2103 nt
Organism: Dicentrarchus labrax (European seabass)
Lineage: Eukaryota; Metazoa; Chordata; Actinopteri; Moronidae
Gene: cnot11
Product: CCR4-NOT transcription complex, subunit 11
Exons: 7
Coding region: 562-1944 (460 amino acids)
Biological process (GO): mRNA catabolic process; negative regulation of translation
Cellular component (GO): CCR4-NOT complex
Source: RefSeq, a predicted model, not a curated record
ACACAAGUUCGAUAUUUUCUGCUCCGUUUUCCCGCUAAAAGUUUGUCUUUACGGUGUCUGUGGUUCUUUGGUACUGCCAUAAACCCGGUCCACUGAGGGACCACCGCGGUAGAACCGGGUCCGGGUCAGGAGUUUAGGAAGUGAGAGAAGGAAACUACGCCCCCCACAAUGCACUGCGCCCCCAGAGCCCAGUCAGUAUUUAACCGGCUAACGCUCCGGUGCUGCGUUUAACAGAACCGACACCGGAACGGACGGAGGGGUAGAGCUCGGCUGAAGUCCGCUGGUUCCGUUGGUCCGUUACGCUCUCUGACUCGGUCCGUGUUGGUUCCGUCGGUCCGGUUCUUCCGUCUGAGUCAUGACUUCACCGGUUAUUGUCAGUUAGCGCUGCUAGGCUAGGCUAGGCUAGGCUAGGCUAGGCUAACGCGGUGCUCUCCCGCACAGGUGAACUAACUUCCCGCAGGGUGUCACAGAAAUGUCCUUCCCGCUGUAUUAAGAGGAAAUACCGAGUUUACAACAGUUCCGAGCUCCAGAGACCCGAACCGAGCCGAACCGAGCCGAACCAUGACCCUGGCCCCGAAGGAGCUGUCCAACCUGCUGAGCAUCAUCUCGGAGGAGGCGAGCACGAACACCUUCGAGAGCCUGUCGGCGCACUUCCACCACUACUUCGGGAAAGCGGAGCACUUCCGGGUGGGUUCGGUUCUGGUGAUGCUCCUGCAGCAGCCGGACCUGCUGCCCAGCUCCCCGCAGCGGCUCACCGCGCUCUACCUGCUCUGGGAGAUGUACCGAACCGAGCCGCUGGCCGCGAACCCGUUCGCCGCGGUGUUCGCCCACCUGCUGAACCCGGCACCGGCCGGGGAGGAGCAGGAGAGGGUGCUGUCCGGCUUCCUGCCCCCCAUCACGCAGCCUGAGAAGUUCUUCCUGUCCCAGCUGAUGUUGGCGCCGCCCAGAGAUCUGUUCAAGAAGACUCCCCGUCAGGUUUCCUGUAUGGACGUCGGCAACAUGCCCCAAUCCAUCGACAUCAGCGGGCUGCAGCUGGCACUAGCAGAGCGACAGUCGGAGCUGCCCACUCAGAGUAAGGCCAGCUUCCCCAGCAUCCUCAACGACCCCGACCCAGACUCCUCCAACUCGGGCUUCGACAGCUCCGUGGCCAAUCAGAUCAUAGAGUCUCUGGUCACCGGGCCCCGCCCCCCUCUGGAGAGUCACUUCCGGCCCGAGUUCAUCCGCCCGCCGCCUCCGCUCCACGUGUGCGAGGACGAGCUGGCGUGGCUGAACCCCACGGAGCCGGAUCACAGCGUCCAAUGGGAUCGCUCCAUGUGCGUGAAGAACAGCACCGGGGUGGAGAUCAAACGCAUCAUGUCCAAAGCCUUCAAGAGCCCGCUGUCGGCCCAGCAGCAGUCCCAGCUGCUGGCCGAGCUGGAGAAGGACCUGAAGCUGGUGUACCACAUCGGUCUGUCCCCGGCGAAGCUUCCUGACCUGGUGGAGAACAACCCCCUGGUGGCCAUCGAGAUGCUGCUGAAGCUGAUGCAGAGCAGCCAGAUCACAGAGUACUUCUCCGUGCUCGUCAACAUGGACAUGUCCCUGCACUCCAUGGAGGUCGUCAACAGGUUGACCACAGCGGUGGAUUUACCUCCAGAGUUCAUCCACCUCUACAUCUCCAACUGCAUCUCCACCUGUGAGCAAAUCAAAGACAAAUACAUGCAGAACCGUCUGGUCCGUCUGGUCUGCGUCUUCCUGCAGUCUCUGAUCCGGAACAAGAUCAUUAAUGUCCAGGACCUGUUCAUCGAGGUCCAGGCCUUCUGCAUUGAGUUCAGCCGCAUCCGCGAAGCCGCCGGCCUGUUCCGGCUCCUGAAGACCCUGGACACCGGAGAAAACCCCCCGAGGCCAAACCCGCCAAAUAAUGAGCCUCAGAGACGUUUGGUUCACGUCUGUGAGCAGAAACUGUAAAUAUGUAGGGACGCUUUGUUUAAAGUCCUCUGGACCGAGUCCCCGUUCCCCCCCGCCCCCCUUCAGAACCAGGACACAUCCAGCAUUUAGUUUUUUACCACCGCGCUCUCUUUCCUUUGGAAAUGAAUCUUUCUCUAAUUAAACACAUUGUUUAAUUCA